Mucor mucedo is the source of this 1494-nucleotide messenger RNA. RefSeq lists its product as uncharacterized. Lineage: Eukaryota; Fungi; Mucoromycota; Mucoromycetes; Mucorales; Mucoraceae. The transcript is spliced from 8 exons. The record is from RefSeq and is a predicted model, not a curated record. The coding region runs from base 1 to 1494 and encodes 497 amino acids.
AUGGCAAAUUUUGUUUUGCCAUCUAAACUCCUGAAUCUAAGUUUUUAUAAACAUUAUGGCCAACAACAGUCUGAUAGUGAUGCUGAGGAACAAGUAGAAAGUGAAAAUCAUGAAAAUACCACAGAGACACAUAAUAAUACCCAGAAAAAUCAAGAAGAUAAUGGUUCAAACGUUGCAUCUGCAUCCGCGUCUACGCCUAAUUCUGACUCUGUCUCUGCUCCCAACGAGCUAGCUGGUUUCAUUAAGGUUUCCGAUACGUUUAACAACAAUGGAUUAGUAAAUUUUUCGACUUCAAGCAUUUCUGUUGUCGACAGUAGUAUAGAUUAUCAAACGGAAGAUUUAAGAAGUGUAGAUACCAAUUGGACAAACACUGAACGCGACAUUCCUGUUACAGACACUUUAGCAGCUUUUCAAAACAAUUUGAAUGACAAUUGUGAGCUACGUCUAACUGAAGGCAAGAACCAAUACUGCUUCGCUACACCAACUAGUGAAACCGAGAGUUCGCACAAGCCUAAAUUGCGAAAAACCCACCUUGACACAUUGAAAAAAGUAUUUCACUUUGGUACUUCUUUUUCCUCAACCAAUCCUUUGACUAAAAGUGAAUACCAAGCAUGCGAAAACGAACAAAAGUCAAACAAAUCACUCCGAUCGCUAAAUUUGGUCGGCUACUUGGGCUCUUUGUUGGGCGAUGAGCCUUUUGAUACAUAUAACCAAAUGCUUUGGUCUUUCAAACCUGGUCACAUUUUAACGCCUCAAUCAGAAGCAUUUUUAGAAGUCAUCAAAUAUAGUCUUUGCUCAUUUCACUUAGUCUGUCGAACUGUGCCUGAGUUUAAACAAAAUCAUGAAAGAACUCACUUUGUUGAGAAUUUUAUUCCAUCUUUAAUGGCUUUGACAAAAAUUAUUGGAUUCAUUGAAUUCAAAUGGUGUGAAACCCCCUUUUUAGCCUCAAGCUGUCUGAAUCUUAAAUACUAUGACUAUGAUCUUCGUGCUGCCCCUUCCAACAAGUUUAUUGAUGCCCUUGGUAUUAUGAAAACUCAAAACAAUAUGGAACUUAUAAUCGUGGAAGCGUCAAGUGGUGCUAUAAAAGAAGAUACAACGCAUACCAUUGAAGACUCGCUAAAAAUCCUUGAAUGUAGUGCAUCUGCUUUGAAAAAAGAAGUUGCUCAUUAUAAAAAUGCCUCCUUGAAAACAUUUAAAAUGCUCAAGGUUUAUUCAUUGCAAAUAAUUAGGACUCAAGUCACUCUGAGUGAGAUGUCUCUGUAUGACAAAAAUCACUGGAAGUUUAUUGAAAAAAGGUCUGCUAAAUUACCAACGAACUGGAAUGAUCGGCUUUGUUUUGUUCAGUAUCUUGAACUUUUAGCAACUUUGUUUGAUGACAUUCUUACACCACAACAGGUGCAAAAGCAACUAGUAAAAGAAAACCUUGGGCUCGUUGAAUUUAGUGGGCCAUCUGUCGAAUCAAUUAGCCAAGAAGCAAUUAUUCUUCUAGAGUGA